This is a messenger RNA of Centruroides sculpturatus (bark scorpion), 2694 nucleotides long. RefSeq names its product sushi, von Willebrand factor type A, EGF and pentraxin domain-containing protein 1-like. Bases 354 to 2264 code for a protein of 636 amino acids. The transcript is spliced from 11 exons. The record is from RefSeq and is a predicted model, not a curated record. Lineage: Eukaryota; Metazoa; Arthropoda; Arachnida; Scorpiones; Buthidae.
CCAAGAAAUACGAAAUGAUCCGAUAAACUUAUCUUAUUAAUAGCCAUUUUUAUGACGAAACAAUAUUUUUAUAAACCGCAAAACUAUUAAAACCGGAGACGAUAAUGACAGACGAUAAACAUUAAUGAUGGCGCCAGCAUCGUUACUGGUGACGUCACGGCGAGGUUGAAAAGAUCGGCUGCCACCCGUACUUCAUCCAUGUCACUAACUGCUACCCGUUUUUACUUAAUAAGAGAAGGAUACAGUUAAAAACGAAGCUCGGAAGAUAAUGCAUUAUCAUUGUAAUGUAUGUUAAAAAGAUGUUUUUGUUAUAAAUUCAUAAAAUCCGAUUUAUUCUGGAUGUAAAAUGGUUGAUGGAUCUGUCUAUCAUUUGUUUGGUUAACAUCAUCCUUGUUCUACUUGGCUUCAGUCAAAGUCAUAAAUGCGGUUAUCCGGGAGUACCAUUUCAUGGUAACAUUAGACAACAGAAAGAUUCGUAUGAUGUGGGUCAAAAAGUUACUUAUUUCUGUGAUGAUAACUACUACUUAAUCGGUUAUUCCACACGUAAAUGCCAAGAAAAUGGAACUUGGUCAGGAGUUGUGCCUGUCUGUGAUAGUUCAUUAUCUUUGCUCAAUGCUGUGGCCACAGCAUCAUCUCCAAUGAUUAAUUAUCCACCAAGUUUUGCUAUUGAUAAGCACAAAGGAACAUGUACUUAUGUUAGUCCAAAACGUCCCAGAUGGUGGCGGCUUGACUUAGGUGAUACUUACCAGAUAAAUUCUGUUGCAGUAACUAUUCCUCAAAUUUGGAAUGAUAAACCAAAUCAACAUCUUUUUACUAUAUAUGUAGUAAGUGUUGAUAAUGGAGCAGCUACAUUUCAUCCUUGUUCCCCUUUUCGUGGCACUCUAGCAACUCAAACCUUAAAGUUAUCUUGUAGUCAAAAUAAUGGAAUUGCUGGUCAAUAUAUCCAUAUUGAAGACAGAAGACAAGUUCCUGAAUAUUUUGGUCUGUGUGAAGUAGAAAUAUUUGUAACAAGGAGCCAAGUACAAUGUGGAGCUCCUGAAAGACCAUAUCAGUCUUAUAUUGUGGAAGUAGAUAAAAAUACUGUUGAAUAUCAGUGCACCUUUGGUUAUAGCCUCAGAGGUCCCAAAAGACGACAGUGUUUGAGUGGGCAAUGGUCAGAUAUUCAACCUAUAUGUGAAGAAAUUGUGUGUGAUGUAUUAGAACCAAUUGAAAAUGGAAAAGUUCGCUUCAAACAAAUUGGUAAAAAGUUGAUUCCUGGUACAGUUGCAACAUAUAGUUGUGAUGAUGGUUAUGAACUAUCUGGGAAUGACACCAGAAAUUGUCUGCAGAAUGGAACUUGGACGGAAGCUAAUCCAAUAUGCCUACCGGUCAACUGUGGACCUCCUCCAAACAUUCACGGAGGUUCUUAUCGUCUCCAGAAUGGUACUGUUGCCGGUAGCAUUGCAGAACUGCAGUGCAACAAAGGCUAUAAGCCUACUGGAAAAUCUGUUUAUAUUUGGUGCCAAGAGACUGCUCGGUGGUCAAUAAAAAAUGCAAUUUGUUCUCAACAGACAUCAUCAGGAUUAAUAGGACUUAAAUCUAGACAGUCUAAAGAUGAAACCCCCAAUACCCAAGAUAACGAAGGAAUAUCAUCAGCGGGAUUCGUAAUCGGUAUCGUUGUCGUAGUGGUAUUCCUCAUUCUUUGCUUAAUAACAGUUUAUAUAUUGAGAAGGAAAGGUGUUUUGCAUUUGGGCCAGUUUGCCAAAACUACUUCGAACUUACCAGUUGUCGUGGAAAAUUACAAGGCAGACGAUAAUUAUUACCAAAGAGACCCCUUCUAUUCAGACAUAUACUGUGGGGAUGGCCCUCCAGAAAAGGAGACAGGACGGUUUCCAGAACCUUCCAGAGAAGACAUAUACGAGGAGGUGAGGCCACGCCACUGCAGUACAUUUGGGAAUGUCUGCCCUCCGACUGUCACGUCUCCAGUUUCCGACAUAUAUGCCAAGGUGGACUUUGCGCAGAAGCGCCAGUCAAGAGAAAAGAGGAAUGCUGACUCGGACACUCCCCGGGUCCCCGAAAUUUUGGAGAGUGCCGAAGGCACCACCUCCUUCCGACUCCGCGAACUGCCUCCCAUACCGAGAGAGGGAGAGGAAGCCGAAGACUCAGUGGACGUCCAGACUCCGGACUCGUCUUCCAUACUGUUGGACAAUGCCAUCUAUUCGAGUGCAGGAAAUGAAUUUAUGAAAGAGAACACUCUCUACUCAACCAAAGUAGAUCUGCACUAGUUUCUGUACUUGUUUUACACUAUGUAUACUAGGCAUUUUACUUAAAAUACUCACCAGCAUCUAAUAUCUUUUGUACAGAUAUUAUAUACAUACAUAUUGAAAAAUUUUUUAAUAAUACUUUUGAUAGUGACAAAUAUUUAUCAUUUUAUAAAUUUAUAUAUAUAUAUACACACACACAUAUAUUUACAUGCAAGAAUUUUUAUUAUAAUGUAAAAAAGUUUAAUAUUAAUUUAAUCUAUAUUUUUGUUAUCUGUUUACUCAACCAAAGAUUUCUAAUGUCAUUCAAUGGAACGUGUACAAAACUGAGAUGUUCCAUAAUUGUCUUAUUUUGAUUAUCACUUCGGAAAGCUUGUGCUAGACCGAACAAGUCUGCCAGGAAUUGUACGUUUUGCCUUCGGUUCGAAACAAUAAAAUCGCAAUUUCUGAUUUA